This is a messenger RNA of Penicillium crustosum, 719 nucleotides long. RefSeq names its product 40S ribosomal eS28 domain-containing protein. Gene Ontology annotation, biological process: ribosomal small subunit assembly; maturation of SSU-rRNA; translation. Lineage: Eukaryota; Fungi; Ascomycota; Eurotiomycetes; Eurotiales; Aspergillaceae. Gene Ontology annotation, molecular function: structural constituent of ribosome. Gene Ontology annotation, cellular component: ribosome; cytosolic small ribosomal subunit. The transcript is spliced from 5 exons. The record is from RefSeq and is a predicted model, not a curated record. The annotation marks the transcript as partial.
UCCGGAAGAGUCAGAGGGAGAGAGAGACCGGAGCUUCUUGCGGCAGAAAUUGGAGGGGCAGACUACUCCGGUAAACUAGUGACGGGACCAGAGGAAAUAAUUGGAUGUGGAAGCCAACAUCGACUGGUGAUGCUGAACGAUAUCGGAGUUCAGCGAAAAUAUGUUCUGCCUGAUGGCCCAGGUGUCAAUUUUUAUGCGCUGACUCAUCUGAUGCCUGACGGCUCAGGCCAAAUUCCACUUCAACACUCAUUUACCUUCAGUCCAACCAACUCCAACCCUCGAGCUCAACGCCCUCUCCAGACCUCCAAGAUGGAUUCCAGCAAGCAGCCCGUUAAGCUCGUCAAGGUGACCCGUGUCCUCGGCCGCACCGGAUCCCGUGGUGGUGUCACCCAGGUCCGCGUCGAGUUCAUGGACGACACCUCGCGUUCCAUCAUCCGUAACGUCAAGGGCCCAGUCCGCGUUGACGACAUCCUCUGCCUGCUCGAGUCCGAGCGCGAGGCCCGCCGUCUCCGUUAAAAUUCACCAAAACGAAAUUUCGCUCGCGUCGUCUAUUUUGUCUCUCUUCUUCUCUCGCAUAUCCCUUACGACCGGUUUUUCAUGAUUACUCUUCGGCCAAAAUCGAGUCCCCCGCUUUUCUUUCUUGCCGUACCUUCAACCUCCUAUCUUCCUCAGCCCUAAACCGCCGCGCUGCUCAACCCAUUCCCGCCUGCCGACUCUCG